Molecule: messenger RNA, 880 nt
Organism: Humulus lupulus (European hop)
Lineage: Eukaryota; Viridiplantae; Streptophyta; Magnoliopsida; Rosales; Cannabaceae
Product: nicastrin-like
Exons: 5
Coding region: 357-740 (127 amino acids)
Biological process (GO): protein processing
Cellular component (GO): membrane
Source: RefSeq, a predicted model, not a curated record
CUUCUAAGUUAUUAGUUUGAAAGAAAAACUGUUAGCAUUGGUUUAUGUUCUAUUCACUUAUCCCAUACCUUAAGCUAUAGUGUGUAUAAUACUGGUUAUGGAGUUGGGGUUUUUUGUUUUUUCUUUCAAGUGAAUCUCUACUGAUCAUGAGAGUGACUAAAUUCUUGGGGUAAGCACUGGUACAAUAUACAAAUAUAUGAUAUUGUAAAAAUAUAAUUUUUCUUACCUUUAUUAUACUACUUGAAGAACAUGGAACAACUUAAAUUCUACCUGUCACAUUUGUUUAGGUGAGUAUCAAUGUGUUUCACAUAUUAAAAGUUAGAACAUUAUAUACUCCUUACUUUUACUGGUUAUAAAUGCCAAACUUAUCUAAUGUAUUGUUCGUGUUUCAUCUUUUAACAUUCUGUUUGAUAUAUUGGACCAACAACUUCCUUCCACAUUUUCAGGGAUCUGGUAUAUUGUGGAACAAGUAUGAUUUUCCUGUAUUCUUGCUCUCGGAGAGUAGUACGAAGACCAUCCAAGAGGUUUCUGAAGAAAUUUUGAAGAGACAGAGAUCUUAUACCACUGUUGUGGCUGAGUUUGAUCUUGUGAUGCAGACAGUGAAAGCUGGAACUCGUGAUUCAGAAUCUUGUUUGAAAGAGGAGACCUGCCUUCCAUUAGGGGGAUACAGGGCAGUGUUUGGUCAUCACUUCCUCCGCUUAAUAUCUCCUCCUCAGAUUAGGGUAAGCCUAUUAUAUUGACUGUGGCGUCAAUGGAUUCGGCUUCAUUUUUCCGUGACAAAAGCCUUGGUGCAGACUCCCCAAUAUUAGGCAUGAUUGCACUCUUGGCAGCGGUCGAUGCACUAUCACAUUUGGAGGCUUUCCAUGACCUUAAUAAACAG